Molecule: messenger RNA, 1967 nt
Organism: Anopheles stephensi (Asian malaria mosquito)
Lineage: Eukaryota; Metazoa; Arthropoda; Insecta; Diptera; Culicidae
Product: trichohyalin
Exons: 3
Coding region: 300-1817 (505 amino acids)
Biological process (GO): apoptotic process
Cellular component (GO): keratin filament
Source: RefSeq, a predicted model, not a curated record
GGAGCAGUUUGUUUACCGUGCCAAAACAAAUCAGCCGACAACAAGAUAGAGAGAAAAAAAACCUUCACAUCACAACAAACAACGGAGCGGUUUUAGCUUAAUUUAGUUCAAAAAAUGUUUUCCGUUUAGCCGUAUUUAGUCAAUCCAUAGAAUGAACUAGCUCUCGUACAUAAAGCCGGUAGCGUAAAGCAGUAGCCAUUGGACCUUGUUUGGUGGGUCUGUUCUCUGUCUGAUUAUCAAACCAACGAGUGUGAGAACAAACGUCAGAGGUUUGUGCCGAUGAAAAUCCCCUCGACAGCAUGCGCAGCGCCAAGUUACAAGCGGCUUUGGUGAAACGCCGGGAAGCGGAACAAAUAAAGUACCAAAAAUCGGCCGCCGUCGAGCGGUACUACGACCAGUGGGGACGCAUAACGAGUCGCUACGAAUCGUGGACCACACCGCAAUACUACCGGGAAGCGGAACAAGCGCUCCGGAAGCGUGAGGAUGAGAAGAAAAAGCAGGAAGCGCUCGAAUCCAAGCGGACCCGCCUGAAGGAGCUGUUGAAGAAGGAAAAUGAGCAGUUGCAAAAGGAGAUGGAAAAUGUAUCCCGACCGAAACCGAAAGCCGUUUCGACGGAAAUCUUGGAAGGCAUCCGGUCGCGGCUGCACAGCGCCGAGGAGGUAAAAAAGCGCAUCGAUCUCGAGGCCAAUCUCUACAGCAAAUGGCGCCUCGGCUUUGAUAAGGACGCGGUCAUCAUGGACUCCAAAACGAGCCACCAGGCGAUGGCAAAGCUGAACUGGAUCGAUCGGCAGGUAGAACUGCAGCUGCAGGACGAAAAGGAGCGCCGCGAGCAGCAGGAGCGUGAGCUGAAGCUGUGCGAAGAAGUUCGCCGGCGGGAGGAACUUCUGCUGGAAAAGAACCGGAUGCGGGAGCAAGAGCUGAAGGAGCUUCGCAGCAUGCAGGAAGUGCACAUGGCGGAGCUAAAGUCCCGCGAACAGGAAGCGAACGACCUGAAGAUGUACGAGGUGCGCUUGAAAACGAAAAAGGACGAGAUGGCAACGGAGCUAGAGCAACUGCGCGUGUACAACGAUCUGCGGCGCGAUCGUGUAGUGGCGAUGCAUAACCUGAGGCGCAUAAAGAUGUUGCUCCGCGAACGUUCGGAAGCGGUCCGCAAUGAUCUGCGGCACGACAUACAGCUGUUGCAGCGGAUUAGCAUAGACAAUCCGGCCGCUUCCGACAGUGCCGAAGGAAUCGAGUAUCUGCGGCGAAAGUUCCAGCUCCAGUACGACCUGGAGGUUGAGCAGCAGACGGCGAUCGAGAAUAUGUACGAGUCGGAAGCAAAGCACAGUCUGGCGAAGUGUGAAGACAAGUGGAACAGUGAGGCGAUCAUUCGGGAGCAACAGUUGCGCUGCCUGCUCGAGGAUCGGCUGAUGGACUUUGAAACGAAGCUGGUCGAGUGUACGCAACGGCAGCGGGAACUGAUCGAGGUGCGGGAGCAGCACAUUAAAGCUAUCGAAGGGGCCAACCAAAGGCUGAAGGAGCUGAUGUCGGACAAAUCGCGCGACGAGUUCGUCACCUCGUCGAACAAUAGCCAGCUGCGUGAUCUUCAGGUGCGAGAUGGAAGCGUGAAGCAGGGCCCGCGCCGCCCGUCAACACAGAACUCCCAGCGGAGCAGCACUUUUAGCAGCAUUUUCCCAUUCGACGAGCACUGUGAGGACGGGUUCAAGCUGACGGACGAACAUCGAUCCUACGCCGGAAGACGCAAUGAAACGCCGACGAACGGUUCCGAGGGACUGAGCGCUCCACGGUUUGGGAAGAAGAAAGUAGCCUGGUGCUAGAAGCGAAGAAGCACAUUUCCGUCCGUCCGUCCGACUAGUAGUUUAAGGGCAGUUUUAAAAUCUGCAGCAGUAGGAAAUAAUAUGUUUUUUUAGCAUUUUUAUAGGAUUAAGUUGUGGCGUGCUUUGGAAAUGUAUUUUUAUAAUGAACCA